Messenger RNA from Prunus armeniaca (apricot), 1515 nucleotides. The record is from the annotation of a GenBank genome assembly. NCBI's taxonomy places the organism in Eukaryota, Viridiplantae, Streptophyta, Magnoliopsida, Rosales, Rosaceae.
AUGCAUCUUGUUCUUCUUGUUUUGCUUGUCCCUCCUCUUAUCCUCCUCUUCAAAUUUGUGCGCUCAACCAUAUGGGUCCCACUGAGGACACAAAGGCACUUCCAAAAGCAGGGCAUAAGGGGCCCGGCCUACCGUCCGAUCUUCGGGAACUCGGCCGAGAUCCGCCGUCUGUUUGCAGAAGCUCAGUCAAAGCGAGGGGCAUUUGACCACGACAUCCUUCAACGCGCGUCCCCAUUUUACCACCGGUGGUCCCGCAUGUACGGGAAGAAUUUCCUGUACUGGUUUGGGCCGAAGCCCAGGCUGGCAAUAGCAGACCCCGACAUGAUCAAAGAAGUGCUUAUGAAUACGAGUGGGUCGUUUCAAAAGAUACCCUUUACCCCAUUAACCAAGAUUCUAUUUGGAGAGGGCCUUGUUGGGCUCGAAGGCGACCAAUGGGCUUUUCACAGAAGGGUUGUGAAUCAGGCCUUCAAAAUGGAGAAAGUCAAGAGUUGGGUGCCAGAGAUUGUGGCUAGUACCAUGAAGAUGUUGGAGAAAUGGGAGGAUGUAAGAGGAGGGAGAGAUGAGUUUGAGAUGGAUGUGCACAAGGAACUUCAUGAGCUCUCAGCAGAUGUUAUAUCCAGGACAGCUUUUGGAAGCAGUUUCGAGGAGGGAAAGCGAGUUUUCAACUUACAAGAACAACAAAUGCAUCUUUUCUCCAAGGCAGUCAGGAGCAUCUACAUCCCUGGCUUCAGGUUUUUGCCUACCAAGAAUAACAGAGAGAGAUGGAGACUAGAUAAGGAAACUCGCGAAUCAAUACGGAUGUUGAUUGUGAAUAACCGCAAAACAAGAGAAGAUUCAAGAAAUCUGCUUAGUCUGUUAAUGUCUUCUUACAAGAAUCAGGAUGGUGAAGAGGAGAAAUUAGAGAUACAAGAAGUUAUUGAUGAAUGCAAGACCUUCUACUUUGCAGGAAAGGAAACAACUGCUAAUCUUUUGACUUGGGCACUUCUCCUUCUUGCUCUGCAUCCGGAAUGGCAAAGCAAGGCUCGAGAAGAAGUCAAUUGCGCUUGUGGAAGCAAUAAGCUUCCGGUUGCAGAGAAUUUGAAUGACCUUAAGAUUGUAAGUAUGAUAGUUAACGAAACACUUAGACUCUACCCUCCGGCUGUGAUGCUAAUGAGACAAACAUCAAACAAGGUCAAGCUUGGGAGCCUGGACAUUCCUGCUAACACACAACUUUACUUGGCCUUGACUGCUGUCCAUCACGACACUGAGAUAUGGGGAGAAGAUGCCAAUGAAUUCAACCCGAUGAGGUUUUCAGAGUCUCGAAGGCAUUUAGCAUCAUAUUUUCCGUUUGGUCUGGGGCCUAGAAUCUGUGCAGGUCAAAAUUUAGCUUUGGUUGAAGCAAAACUGGUCUUAGCAAUCAUCAUCCGGCACUAUUCUGUCACGGUAUCACCUACAUAUGUUCAUGCUCCAAUUUUGUUUAUAAGUUUACAGCCCCAGUAUGGCGCUCAAAUCCUCUUCAGGAAGAUUCCAAACUGA